Rotaria sp. Silwood1 is the source of this 2433-nucleotide messenger RNA. The record is from the annotation of a GenBank genome assembly. Lineage: Eukaryota; Metazoa; Rotifera; Eurotatoria; Philodinida; Philodinidae.
AUGGCUGCAAGUGAAACCGUACGGGUUAUUGUACGAUGUCGACCGAUGAACCAACGUGAAAUUGAUUUACAAUGUAAAACAAUUGUUUCAAUCAGUACACAAUUAAAUCAAGUUCAAUUAGAAAAUAUUGAACAAAGUAGUGAACCACCAAAACAAUUUACUUUCGACGCAGUUUAUCCUGAAGAUUCAAUAACAGAAAAUCUUUAUGCUGAAUCAGUUUUUCCUUUAGUUGAAAAUGUACUCGAAGGAUAUAAUGCAACAGUAUUUGCUUAUGGACAAACAGGAUGUGGAAAAUCUUUUACAAUGCAAGGAAUAAAUACACCAGGUUCAGCACAACGUGGUGUUAUACCUCGGUCAUUUGAGCAUAUAUUUGAUGCAUCAUCCAUAGCAACUGGUACUAAAUAUCUUAUUCGUGCAUCAUAUCUUGAAAUAUAUAAUGAAAGUAUUCGUGAUUUACUUGGAAAAGAUGUGAAAGCAACACUUGAUCUCAAAGAAUAUGUUGACAAAGGUGUUCAUGUACAAAAUUUAUCAUGGCAUGUAUGUUCAAGUGUAAUCGAUUGUGAACGUCUUAUGGAAAAAGGAAAUCGAAAUCGUGCAACAGGUGCUACACUUAUGAAUAAAGAUUCUUCUCGAUCACAUUCAAUAUUUACAAUUGUUACGGAAAUGUGUACACGUAGUCAACUUGAUGGAAAAGAUCAUAUUCGUGCUGGUAAACUUAAUUUAGUUGAUUUAGCUGGUAGUGAACGACAAUCAAAAACACAUGCUGAAGGUGAACGUUUACGUGAAGCAACUCGUAUUAAUUUAUCACUUAGUGCUUUGGGUAAUGUAAUAUCAGCAUUAGUUGAUGGACGUUCAAAACAUAUACCUUAUCGAGAUUCAAAAUUAACAAGACUUUUACAAGAUUCACUUGGUGGAAAUACAAAAACAUUAAUGGUUGCUGCUAUAAGUCCAGCUCAUGAUAAUUAUGAUGAAACACUUUCAACAUUACGAUAUGCUAAUCGAGCAAAAAAUAUUAAAAAUAAACCUCGUAUUAAUGAAGAUCCACGUGAUGCUCAAAUGAAAUUAUUACAAGAAGAAAUAAAUCGUCUUAAACAAGAACUUCUUAAUGCAGGAAAUAUACCUCGUGAUAAUCAAAUAUUACCACCAGAGAAUAAUGAACCUCCAAUUAAUCAUGAAGAAGACAUAGAAAAAGAAAGAGAAAGAUUACGUGCUGAAUUUGAACGUGAAGUAUCUGAAAUACGUCGACAAUAUGAAGCAGAACGUUUAACUAAAGAAGAUAUUCAACGAAAAUAUGAAGAUUUAAAAUUACAAUAUGAUAGUGAACUUGAUGCUUUAAAUGCUAGUCGACCUAAAGAUGAAAAUGUACAACCAUCACCACCAGUUCCAAAUGAACGUAGUAAAACAACAACAAAGAAGAAAGGUGGAAUUGUUAAACAAAAACGUGGUGGAGAAGAAAUAACAAAUGGUCAAGAUAUUGUUGAUGGAGAUAUUACAUCAGGACCUGUCGAUGAUAUGGAUCAACAACAAAAACUUGAACGUUUAAAUGAAUUAGAACAUAAACUUGUUGGUGGAGAAGAAGCAAAUAAUGAAGAAAGAAAAAAGAAACGUAAAAAGAAAUUAAAUGAAAUGCGUGAAAAAUUAGAACAACGUAAACGUCUUAGUAAAGCAAUCAAUGCUGAUGAUGAUGAUACAUUAUUGAGAGUUUUUGAUAAUGCACAAGAGCAGCUUCAUUUUACUACGAAAAAAUUAGAAUAUGAAAUUACUGAAAAUAAACGUUUAAAAAAUGAUAAUGAAGAUUUACAACAUGAAUUUCAACGUGAACGUGAAGGAUAUUUAAAUACAAUUCGUGAACAAGAAAAACGUCUUCUUCUCUAUCGUACAAUGAUUGAUAAAAUGAGUAAUAUUAUGCAACGUAGUUGUAACUAUAGAAAUGUUGAUAGAAUUAUUGAACAAGCACGUUAUGAUGAAGAUAAAAAUCAAUAUAUUUUACCUGAACCAACUAUAGAAGAAAUUCAAUUACCUCAAAUGGGAAAUUUACCAACAACAACAACAACAACAACAACAAAUGGACGUAUACCACAAAGUGAUUAUAUAAUACCAACAAAAUCCAUAUCUACACCACCAACAACUGAAUAUGAAGAUGAUUUUAUUGAAGCAGCACCAGUUAACAAUGGUUAUAAUAAUCAAUAUUCAACAAUGAAUACAGAAGAUCUUGAACGACGUUAUGGACGUUAUGAUACAACAAAUUUACCACCAGAAAAAACACGUAUUAAACGUCAAGAACAAUUAUUAAAUGAAAGUUCAAUUUUACAACGAACAAAACGUCCAUUACAAAUGAAUAAUGAUAAUGAUUAUAUGAAUCGUCGUCUUAAUCCAUAUGAAGCACCAGCUCGACUAAGUCGUAAAUAUGGUUUUUCAUCGGAUAAACAAUAA